UCUGAGUGUUGCAGCUGCCAUCUUCACGGUACUGAAGAACUGGGAGAAUGGAUGUCAAACUGACCACAUCUUUUCUUUGGUUGUUUGCUCUGAAGGUUGGUUUGGAGUGCCACCUGGCCUCUUUUUCUCCUUCCCAGUCAGACUGAAACCCAAGGGCUGUUGGAGUAUUGUUCUAGAUUUAAGUAUCUCAAAAAGGACAAAGGACAGCAUCGACAUGGCUGUCCAG
Molecule: messenger RNA, 226 nt
Organism: Candidula unifasciata
Lineage: Eukaryota; Metazoa; Mollusca; Gastropoda; Stylommatophora; Geomitridae
Source: the annotation of a GenBank genome assembly